CUCACUUCAGGAAAUAGAUUCUGAAGGCCCAGCCGCUGACAGCUGUUUGGGUGUCUGGUCAGCUGGUCUUUGUUGUAGUCGUAGUUCUAUGUUUACACACGAGUGUUACAAACCCGUGCCCACCAGCUACCACACACCCAAAAUCUUAUCAUGGCAGAUGAAGAUUUUGGAGCUGCGGAUUCUGGGGCCUCUGCAUCAUUCCCAAUUCAGUGCUCUGCACUGAGGAAGAAUGGCUUUGUCCUUCUGAAAGGUCGUCCCUGUAAGAUCGUUGAAAUGAGUACCUCUAAAACUGGCAAGCAUGGACAUGCCAAGGUUCACCUUGUAGGAAUUGACCUCUUUACUAAUAAGAAGUAUGAAGAUAUCUGCCCAUCUACCCAUAACAUGGAUGUCCCAAAUGUUAAAAGGAAAGACUUCCAGGUAUUGGACGUCAGUGCUGACAGUUACUUGUCCCUGAUGGCUGAUGAUGGAUCAACCAGAGAAGACCUUAAACUGCAAGACAAUGAUUUGGGUGCUGAAAUCCAAAAGAAGCUUGACAAUGAAGAAAACUUUAUGGUCACUGUGUUGCAAGCCAUGGGUGAAGAACAGAUUACGGGAAUUAAGACCAUGACUUAAUGUGUCCAGGACAGCGCUGGAGAACACACAGUCCCAUUCUCCAGUAUGGCUUUGAAGCUUCACCAAAGCUACUGGCCUUCACCCCGCAUCUCCACCAGUUUUUCUCGUCUUCUGAUAUCUGGAAACUGGACUGGGUCAGCUUCUUCUACUUUACCUUGGGGUCAGGGCAUUCUCUUCAAGCAAUGAAGUUGUCCUGUUGUCAUCGCAGCUUACCUUUCAAUGGCUACUGAUAUUAUUCCAGGAAUUCCUGAUAACAUUCCAGCAAUUCACAACAUUCUUUAUAGAUCAUGGGUGAUUGUUUUUUUUUAUUUUGUCUAUUACUUUUUAAAUCCCUCUUAGCUCUUGAGUUGUCGGCAAGCGUGUAUUUCAAGGCUUAUUUGCAGCUGAGGUGCUGCGCCUUGCUUCAAACAUAAAUUCUCCCCUAAAAGGAUGAUUAUAUCUUCUAUUGGAUGACCUCAAGUAAGUUCUGGCACUACUUGGUACUCUGCUCAGACCCAGAACCUAGAAGCAUAACUUAAUUAAUGGCUGGAAUAUGCCUUUCUGCCUUUGACAAAAUAUAUGCAUGCAUACGCACAAACAUAAUUGACACAUUUCUAGCAGCUAUGAAUUAUUGUAACCAGCUUCAUUUUAUUUACUCUACAUUUCAACUGCAGAUCUUGACUAGAUUUCUACAGCAUCUAGUCCGACUCAAUAAGAUCAGUCGUUUGUAGCAGGGAACUCUGGUGUCUCAGCAGUGCUGAAGCCAAACAGGCCUGGAAGGGGAGGUUGGGUGGGGUCAUUUUCUCUUCUAUGCUAUGAAACCUUUUCCUUUCACUUGAGGCCUUUUAUGAGCUGAGAUAUGUGUAGAAAAUGAUUUUGAAAGAACACUGAAAACCUUAACUAUUAGCAACACCAUUAGCUAAAGAUGACAAGUUCUUGGCACACAACUUUACAUUUUACAUCCUCUAGGACAGAGCCAAACCUAGAUGGUAGUUCCGUUUAAUUAUCCACGUCAUCUUGUCAUGGGAGACGGUGGUGCCCCAAAACAGAUGAGUGGUACCAUGGAGCUAUGUUUUGAGUUGCAGGUGGGGGAAAAAGUACUUAAUAGAGAAAUACAUUUGGGAAUUGUAGGUUUGUUUGCAGUUUAAUGGGAUUUUUAAGCAUUUUGUGCAGAGUUUGCACUCAAAAAUGGAAUGUGGGUCACAAUAUGUUUUAUGUAAUAAAAUACCAAAUUUGCUAAAUGGUGGUUCUCUACGUUUACAUUCACACAAUAAAAUUGUUAUUUAGAGACAUCAGGUAAUUGCAAGAAAAUCAGAAUGCGUUUACAUGCACUGCAUUAACGUGGUCGCUGUAGAAUCUGCAUUUCCAUGCAGGUAGUCAGAUUUCUCCCCUACCUCCAAUCAUUAAAUGAAAACUGUAAAAUUAGUUAAAAGUAUUUGCAAUAUAUUUGAAGCGCUUUUUUCUUCUCUUUCUAUUUCUGAUCUGAGCAUUUGCACUAAUUGUGCAUUGAGGGGUUGUGUGUUAAGAAAUGUGCUGUGGAAAUACUUAGACUUGUUUGUUUUAGUCGGACUUUAGAUUUUUGCUACUUUUUGCAUUGUCACAGCAAUACCUUUCCUACUUCAAAUUUUGAUCAUGAAUCUGUUCUUGUAAAAAUCAGUUAAGUGUGUAUAAAUAGCCAAGAAAAAUUGUUUCUCUGGCUGAGAUCCCUCAAUCCCUUACAGUCGGUAAGGAAAGUGUUUACAAUACAUUUUAUGGCAUCUGAUUACUGCCAAAAGUUGACAAUAAUCAGAUGACUGUGUAAGUGUGUAAGCACUGAUAGUAAUAUUAUAAUUGGAAGGUUCUGUCCAGCUUUCAAGUUGUCCUUUUUGUACAACAGCAGCCGGUCUGUUAUUUUUGUUCUAACUUCAGUCCAGUCCUUCAGUAUUUUUUUUUUUUAAUUUCUGUCAAGACACCAAAGUAAUCCACUGAAUGAUGUAUUGUGCAUUAAUUUUGUUUCUCAUUCCAUUCUUGUACAGUGUGUGGUGUUCUGCUUGAAAACUAUCAUGUUAGGAGCUCUGGAAGCACAACAGUGGCUUCCAACUCUGGCUUUUUCUUCUAGCCAUCUAAAUGUUUAAUUGUGAUACAAAACAGCACAGCAAAACCCUGGAAUGCAAGACCAAAGGUGGAAGCCACAUGUAUGUGCUACUAGUACAUUUAUUGAGUAUUCAUUCCUUUUUUCAAGCAGGAGAAGCAUUCAUCUAGCAAAUUAACACAUUAAAGGCAGCAGUAUAGUAGAAACAUUGACAUGCGCCACACAGUCUCAUGACUGAGAUCCUAUUGCAUAUGGGGCACAUGGAAGACAACUUGAAGUCCUUGCUUGCAUUGAUAUGCAAAUAAUUCCUCUCACAAAUUCAGCCUGCAGUUCUGCAAACUGAUCUUAUCCUCUGGGAAUGAAGGGCCUAAAGAUGGUGUGUUAAACCUAACCUGUUAUAUGCAAAUUGCAGUAAAAGCUCUCGAGGUAGUAAAUAAAGUUGGCCAAGAAUUAAACUUGUUUGAUCAGCGAGUUCUGUCCUUCAUUUUGGUUGCAAACUUACCAUUGUGCCUGUGAAAACCAGAUUUAGUUCCUAGUAUACUGCUUCCUUAAAUAUAUGGCUAGAUUUCCAAAUGUCUCCAAAUCAUAAUGUCCAAUCAGUAGUGUAAUUUAAUAGUUGUAGCAUGAGGUUUGUGAAUCAUUCUCCCUCCACAGCCCUAAUAGAACUUAAAGCCAUAUUUGUACUCUGUUACACGUGUCUAUAACAAAGGUCACGAGCAGGGAAAUUGAAUGCUUUUUAACUUCAGUUCCCUUCAAUGAAUCAUCUGCCCUGGCCUCUGAUAUGUAGCACUCUAAUUCAGUUUGAAAAAAAUGUUUACACUGUAAAGGAGAUGUUUUGUCCUUGUUGGCUUCACAUGCUGAUCCGAGGGCAGAUUUUCUCAGGGCUCCAAACAGAGUGUUAGGAGAUAUGUUACUUUAACGUUCAACAGUGGGAUAAUAAAUUGGAUUAAAAAACAAA
Molecule: messenger RNA, 3620 nt
Organism: Centropristis striata (black sea bass)
Lineage: Eukaryota; Metazoa; Chordata; Actinopteri; Perciformes; Serranidae
Product: eukaryotic translation initiation factor 5A-1-like
Exons: 5
Coding region: 151-612 (153 amino acids)
Biological process (GO): positive regulation of translational elongation; positive regulation of translational termination
Molecular function (GO): RNA binding; translation elongation factor activity; ribosome binding
Source: RefSeq, a predicted model, not a curated record